UCAUCACACCCGGACGAGAGGCGGGGCUGGGUGUUGCAAUCUGCACUCCAUUUGGUAUCAGCCAAAGCAAGAGUACUGAGAACUGAAAGCCCUGCAGGGAGGGGGGACGAGCAGACUAAUAAUAGAGUAAGUCUGCGUCAUUCUGGAAGCCUGAGAAGAGCUGGGAGCGGAGCGCGCAGAGUGCUAGAGCUGACUCGGGGCUGCUGCAGGUGACCGCUCCGCUCUCUAGCCAUACGCGUACCCCUAUCCAAGGGCACCCUGCACUCUCAGUACAAGGGGGCGCAGAGUGCGCCAAGCUAGCUGAACACCUGACCAAGAGGAAAAGAACAGACUCAUACCUGCGCAUUCAUUUCUUACAACGGUGCAGGUUGAGCCAUUUGAACGGCGCUAUACCUAGCACUUUGGGAUCUGAACUGAAAACUCAUCUCUCUAGCGAGUGGAUCUAAAGGAAUUUGAACAUUUAAGUGUGUUCGCCGUGGAUAUCAAACCGUUAUAAUUGUAAAAACACAAGCAGUUGAAAGUAAGCGUGUGUACUGGUUUAGGUCUGGGCACUACUGGUGUGCGGUGUGGUCUGUGUACAAACUGAUCUGCCGCUCGCAAGGGGACAAAGGAGAGGAAGCGCCUUGGUGGCAUCCUUGGGGAACAAAGACAUCGUCCCGUAUUAGUUACUUCCAAGAUCCUGUAACCAUCUGACUCGACAAAGGAAGCCGUUUUCCUGAAGGAAAAACAACAACAAUUAAAGUUAUAGCUGGCUUUUCCCCCUUUCAUUGCGUGGCUUUCUCCCCCUUUUCUACCACAUCUCUCAUCUCGGACUCCCCUAGACCAUUUGGGAUUUAAAGUGUCGGGGCCGCAGUGGCCUUUGAGUUACUUUCUUGGUAUUGUUCCUUGUUAGCAGGAGUUCGAUACUAGUCGUGUGUAAAACAUGAAUGGUGGCUUGUACAGCACAAAGACCUCCACUCACUUUUAGGUCUGCUGCAGGGGGCAACCAAAAGGGAUUCCACGUGUCCUCCUGGAAAACUUGCUUCAGCCAAGCUUAAAAACAUCAUCCAGGACUGAGGUGAUCAAAACCCAGGAUAUCGCACAAAUACGCAGACUGCCCGACACCUAGGAACUAACCUACUUUCAGAAGAGAAGCCUUUGAACUUGUGAUAAAAGCUAACGAAUACACAUCUCAAACGAUGAAUCUAAACGUUCAGCAGCUGCCUGUCUCUGUACCUACAAGGAAGAAAAAAAUAGAUGAUGGCUCCAGUUUGGAAGCACCCAAGUCUAAACGGCUGUGUACAAAACAGUCCCCUUCACCAGGGCUUGCCCCCUGUCUGCACCCUGUCAUACAAGCGUUUGGUUCUUCUGAUGCAGAGCCCCAUGUUGCCAUCAUUGGACAGUAUAUCCUGCUGGAAGCCACGGAGGGCACUCAGACAUUUCGAGCUGUUCACAGGCAUACCGAGCAAGAAUUCACUUGUAAGGUAUUUAGUACUAAGAAGUACCAUGACAUCAUUUCACCAUUUGUUCAUCUCCCACCUCACCCAAACAUUGCUCAAAUCGAAGAAGUCAUUUUGGGGGACCAGAAUGCAUAUGUGUUUUUCAGACGCAGCCACGGGGACAUGCAUUCACAUGUGAGGACCUGCAAACGACUUCAAGAGGAAGAGGCAAGUUCUCUUUUCAAACAGAUGGCUGAGGCAGUGUCACAUUGUCAUAGACACGGCAUCAUACUUCGGGAUCUGAAGCUGCGCAAGUUUGUCUUUCAAGACAAAGGAAGAACAAAGUUGAUGCUGGAAAAUCUUGAAGACUCUGUUAUCCUCAAAGGUGACAAUGAUUUUCUCAUGGACAAACAUGGCUGCCCAGCAUAUGUGGGUCCAGAAAUCCUCAACUCGAAGACCUCCUAUUCAGGGAAGGCUGCUGACGUAUGGAGCCUUGGGGUAAUUUUGUAUACAAUGCUAGUGGGACGUUACCCUUUCCAGGACACUGAACCAACAGCCCUCUUCAGUAAAAUACGACGAGGAAUCUUCACAAUUCCUGACGCACUUUCCCCCAGAGCUAAAUGCCUCAUUCGCUGCCUCCUGAGAAAGAAUCCAUCUGAGAGACUAACUGCCAGUGAGAUUCUGUUACAUCCCUGGUUAGUGAACAAUAACACAAGUUUUAUAAACACUAACGCUGGUCCAGCUGACAGAAGGACAUCAGACCAAAUUGUACCGGACAUUGAACAAUAUGAGGAAACUGAUUACAUGUAGAGAAUGUGCAAUGAGGAACUGAAAUAGUUCUUUCCAAACCCUAGAGUGGUAUGCCUUCUAGGAAUGCAGGGUUUGGAUUAUGUAGGGAACACCUACAGUUACUGCUGGAUUUGACUAAACGAUCAUAUAAGAUACUGGGGCCACAAACAAAUGGAAAAAAAGUGGAAGUGUGAAAUAAGCAUGCAAACAGGGUGUUGGGCAGUGAACACUGUAAUGUAGAAAAUGUGACUGAACAUUGGUGGACCAGUAAGAAUUACGAACUGAAUAAACAGCAGAGCUUUCUAGGUGAGGAUUUGAUAACCUGAACUGCAGUGUAAUAAACUGUUUGAACAGAACAUUUGGGGGGGAACUGCCUUAGAAGGAGCUGAAGGAGAAAGCAGUCUAGUCGAGUAGUUGUGAAUUUCUUUUUUUCACCCUAUAGGGUGAAAGAAGGUUUGUUAAAUUUCAAUUUGGGUUUGCAGGAUUUGUUACACUGUAGCAGAAUGCAGUUCCAUUCCUGAGUGGAAAAGAGAUGUCGUGUAGCAGGACUCAUGAGGAUUUGUUACACUGUAGCAGAUGCAGUCCCAUUCCUGAGUGGAAAAAGAGAGAGUGUAGCAGGACUUGUGGCCACAGGGUUGGCACUGGAGAAUUCUGUGUCUGGUUAGUCCAAGAGGAGACCCAGGGUUCAGGAGAAGGGGUUCCAAGUAGUGUGUUUCUGUAGCAUAUAAGCCAUCAUAUACCUCAAGGACAUGUUCCUGUAAUACUUGAUAUGUAAAUUAACUCUGUGCCUUUUGCGGGGUUUCUUAUUAUAUCAGGAUCUGUGUGCUUUGUUUCUUUCCCAUGUUCAGAAAACGAGUAGUAGUUUCCAAAACUCAGGUAUUACUGACAGGGCUGAAUUUUGCUGCCACUUGCUCCCCCCCCACCCCAUUAUUUUCUUCCAAUAUCAUUCAGAAUUGAUUUACAAACUGACUUCUGAAACUGUAUCUUCAUAUGAUUUACCCUCUGCUUGUGCCACAGUUUCAUUGUAAAGGACUGUUAUGUCCCAGUUGGAUGCCAUAUGCUCCGAUUCAUUAGCACCAGCAUUGUUUUCCAUUUUAGAUUUUUGCAGUACUUGAAAAAGCAGACUUUUUGGUUGGUGUGAAUGAAGUCCUUCCAUGUUUCUUUCUUAAAAGCUACUGUAUAUGUAAAGUCAUGUGAAAACAGUGGAAUUAUUCCAUCUGGGAAGAAUACUUUUUCUGUAUGUGCUUGAAGGAAGAUGAUUUGCCCUACCAUCAGAACUAAAUGUAUAGUUUCAUUCGACUGGAUGUGUAGACGGUGGCUUCUCUAUGCCAUUACUAUUUUUUUGGCUUUGAUACUUAGUCUUAUCGCCGUCUUCGUUUCCCCUAGUACUACAGUAGACGUCAUAGCAAUCAAACCCAAAGCUUUAAACUUUUAAAAAGAGGCCAUGAAUCAAAUUUGUAGGUGAAUCAACCUGCUAAUAUGAAAUGUGGGGGGUAAAAACCCACUUAAUUUGGCAGUUGCAGAAUUUUUAUUUUUGCAUAAGGGACAAUAACUCGCAAAUAACUUGGAUCUGUAGGCACAAGAUUUUUCAUUCCGUACUGAGAUAUUGCUUAAUGUUCUUUCCACAACAGAAGCUAUCUUUGGACCAUUUGGGGUUGCUUUGUAUAGUAAAGGCUCAGCUUUUAUGUGGUGAAGCUUGCAUUUUGAGGCCCAUGACAAUUCUAUACCAGAGGCAGUAUUGUAAAUCUCUACUGUUUGAAAGAGGCACAUCAAAUGAUUUUUCAUUUCUUUAGAAGCAAUGCAUAGCACCAGCUCUUAUGACUACAGUAUACAGGAAGACAGGGCAUAUGUAAAUGUAUUUUUUUACAAAAGUAAUUUUUUUUUUUUUUAUUAAAUAUUAAAACACUACGUUUUGAUAAUGCUGUUUGUGCACAAACACCAGCUGUAUAUUUUUGUGAAUUUGUACCAAUAAAAACUUGAAUAUCCAUUA
This is a messenger RNA of Protopterus annectens (West African lungfish), 4197 nucleotides long. Its product is annotated as tribbles homolog 2-like. Gene Ontology annotation, cellular component: nucleus. Gene Ontology annotation, biological process: regulation of MAP kinase activity; positive regulation of proteasomal ubiquitin-dependent protein catabolic process; protein phosphorylation. The record is from RefSeq and is a predicted model, not a curated record. Lineage: Eukaryota; Metazoa; Chordata; Ceratodontiformes; Protopteridae. Bases 1179 to 2228 code for a protein of 349 amino acids. The transcript is spliced from 4 exons. Gene Ontology annotation, molecular function: ATP binding; mitogen-activated protein kinase kinase binding; protein kinase activity.